Molecule: messenger RNA, 1111 nt
Organism: Drosophila subpulchrella
Lineage: Eukaryota; Metazoa; Arthropoda; Insecta; Diptera; Drosophilidae
Exons: 1
Coding region: 27-569 (180 amino acids)
Source: RefSeq, a predicted model, not a curated record
AGGCGGUGGCGGAGGUGGAGGAGGACAUGGCGGAGGCGGUCAUGGCGGAGGAUUCGGAGGAGGACGAGGUGGCGGAUUCGGAGGCGGAAGAGGAGGUGGCUUCGGAAGAGGUGGUUUCGGAGGCAGGGGGCCAGGAUUCGGCGGACCAGGUCGUGGAGGUUUCAGAGGAGGACCACCCGGUGGUUUCAGAGGUGCACGGCCAUUUUACGGCUACGGAGGAUACGGCGGAUAUGGUGGGUACGGCGGAGUUCUUCCCGUGCCUCUGCCUGUUCCUUAUCCCGCAACCUAUAGCCGAUGCUACUACGACAAUUACUACUAUAACUAUUACUACUGCUGAUGUGAUACGGUUAUGGAUGGUUUAUUUAUACAAAUUACAAUCAACACGUUGUUUUAGUUACAAAGAUUAUGUAAAGUUACCCAGAAAUUCGGGCUGUAGACAGUUCUCUAAAUAUUCCAUAUCUCAUACAACUUAUUGUUUUGAUGGUCUCCGGUGUGUGGUUCCUGUUUUCCCCACCCAGCGAUCAGGGAUCCUUGUGGAGUGGCAGAGCUUAAGCCUAGUCAAAAAUUAAUCCCAUUAAAAUGCAAUCUACAUAUGCGCAUAUAGAUAAACUUAAGCUACAGACUAGAUAUGAGUACGAAACGUUGAUGAUGCGUUCGUUGUGGCAGACUAUUCGAUUGGUGACGAGAGAUCAGUGGGUAUAAUUAUAUCAAAAUAGUGUCUGAACCAAGUAAACAAAGUUUGGUGAGGAAGCAUCAUUUGAAAGACUUAGUACCGGAGCGAUUUCUUAAAGAUAUGGAGUGGUCUUGAAACUAACUUAAUCACAAUCCUUUUGCCCAUCUGAUCUCACCUAGUGCAAUAUUUCAAAUCAAUUUGCAUAUGUUAGUAUAAAAGAGUGUGUAAUAAGGUGGUUUGAAUUCAAAUAUUGUAGUCUAGGAGUGCCAUCUAUGGAGUACUAAGAAUGUAUACAUAAUUUUCAAUUAGGGGUUCCUUGGAUAAAAUAACAAAAUAAUUCAAUUUCUUAAAAAGUAAAUUUAAACUCACUUUAAAAGAUAUACGAAUGUGCCAAUCAUUUUUAAAUAAAGUUCUAAUAAAACAUUGGAUUUAACUUAA